GUACAUGCUUCCGCGGCUCAAGUCCUUCAUGACGACCGGCGCCGGCAUGGAUGCGAAGGGGGGCGCCGCGGGCGGCGGCAAGGGCGCGGGCGGCCAGUUCCUCAAGGGGAGCGGCGAGUCGCAGCUCGAGAGCGACCGGCGGCUCUACCGCAAGCAAAUCUCGCGCAUCGAGGCGGAGCUCGAGCAGGUGAGGGCGACGCGCGAGCUGCAGCGCGGCGCGCGCAAGAAGCGGGGCACCAUGCCGCUCGUCGCGCUCGUCGAAAGGGCCUAGGGAAGUGUCUAGGAAGUGUCUAGGAAGUGUCUAGGAAGUGUCUAGGCACCAUGCCGCUCGUCGCGCUCGUCGGCUACACAAACGCGGGCAAGUCGUCGCUGCUCAACCAGCUCUGCGCAAAGGUCGAGGGCGGCGAGGAGGUGUACGCCGACGACCAGCUCUUCGCGACGCUCGACCCGACGCUGCGCAGGCUGCGGCUGCCCGGCGGGCGGGAGGUGAUGGUCGCAGACACGGUGGGCUUCAUCCAGAAGCUGCCCACCAAGCUCGUCUCCGCCUUCCGCGCGACGCUCGAGGUGUGCGAGGACGCCGACGUCGUCCUGCACGUCGUCGACUCCUCCUCGCCGAUCGGGCGGCAGCAGGCGUGGUCGGUGCAGCAGAUUCUGCGCGAGGUUGGCGCGGAGCACACGCCGCAGAUCCUCGCCCUCAACAAGGCCGACGCCGUCCUCGCCGCCACCGCCAAGCUCCCCGCCCCCACCGAGUGGGUCUCGCUGCACGACACCGUCUCGCCGACGUAUGCGGUCGCCAUCUCGGCCACGCAGGGCAAGAACCUGCCCAAGCUCCUCUCCGCCGCGCUGCUCUCCCUCUCGGUGCGGGUCUCGUGCGUGCUGCCGUACGCAAACGGCGAGCUGCUCGCCGAGAUGCACAAGGUUGGCACCAUCGUGGAGGAGGAGUACGUCGACACCGGCUGCCGCGUGGUCGCGUACGUGCCGCGCCCUCUCGCGUCGCGCCUCGGCAAGCUGCUGGGCGACGGCGAGGGCAGGAGUAGAGUAGAGAUUGGCGCGGGGUCGAAGGCGCCCGAGUCUGUUGGCGACAGCAGCCCUGCCGACUAG
Emiliania huxleyi CCMP1516 is the source of this 1101-nucleotide messenger RNA. RefSeq lists its product as hypothetical. Gene Ontology annotation, cellular component: cytoplasm. The coding region runs from base 322 to 1101 and encodes 259 amino acids. The record is from RefSeq and is a predicted model, not a curated record. The transcript has 8 exons. NCBI's taxonomy places the organism in Eukaryota, Haptophyta, Isochrysidales, Noelaerhabdaceae. Gene Ontology annotation, molecular function: GTP binding; ribosome binding.